GUUGAACUAAUUGCAUUGCUCGCCAUAUCCUGCACCUUCUUUCUCUUUAUGCACACAAACAAACUAAAUAGUCGCCUUAAAGAAAUGGAAGUUAAACUACAACCAUCCGAGUUUUCAGCUCUUGGCUUGACUGGUGAUAAUCACGUCAGUGGCCGAGAUGGCGCAAAACAUAAUGAUAUUAAUACACUACAUGGCACAUAUCAAUAUCUUAAAAGUACUGGACAGAUGCAAUCAUUAAAUGUAAAUGAUUUGAAUAACACGCGAAAAUCUCAAUUAGAUUUAAUAUUUUUCAAUCGGGUACCUAAAGUUGGUAGCCAGACUUUUAUGGAAUUGCUGCGACGCUUGUCGGAACGUAAUAAUUUUCAGUUUCAUCGUGACGCUGUGCAAAAGGUGGAAACAAUACGUUUGGCAGAAGAUCAACAGCAGGAGUUAGCUGAAGUCAUAAGUGAAUUACCCGAACCAUCAGUAUUCAUAAAACAUGUCUGUUAUACAAAUUUUACAAAAUUUAAUCUUCCCACCCCCAUUUACAUAAACGUUGUGAGAGAUCCAAUUGAACGAGUAAUCAGUUGGUUUUAUUAUGUGCGUGCUCCUUGGUACUUUGUUGAAAGAAAAGCGGCUUUUCCAGAUUUGCCACUACCCCAUCCAGCUUGGUUAAAGAAAGAUUUCGAAACAUGUGUUUUGUCAGGCGAUCAAGAAUGUACUUAUACACAAGGCGUUACAGUGGAGGGUAUCGGUGAUCAUCGGCGGCAAAGUUUAUUUUUUUGCGGACAUGCGUAUGAAUGCACACCUUUUAACACUGUGGGUGCACUAGAACGUGCUAAAUUUGCCGUAGAGAGUCAAUAUGCCGUUGUUGGUGUGUUAGAAGAUUUAAAUACUACGUUAUCAGUAUUAGAGGAAUAUGUUCCAAGAUUUUUUGAAGGUGUACGUGAAAUUUACGACAGUAGUGCAGAAUAUUUGACAAAAAUCAAUAAAAAUAAUUUCAAACCUCCAGUUAGCGAAAAAGUAAAAGAUAUUGUGAGACGCAAUUUUACAAAUGAAAUUGAAUUUUAUCAAUUUUGCCGCCAAAGAUUACAUAAACAAUAUCUGGCGACGCAUUUGCCACAAAAACUUCUUGCAAACCAAGUGAAUCUAUUAAAAUAAAUAUGUUAUUGUUGUUGUUUUGGAUAAUGUAAAGUGUGUGACUUCCUUUUCUGUAUAUUGUAUGUAAUUUUAUCAUUUUCAUAUAUAUAAACCACAUUU
Molecule: messenger RNA, 1239 nt
Organism: Teleopsis dalmanni
Lineage: Eukaryota; Metazoa; Arthropoda; Insecta; Diptera; Diopsidae
Gene: pip
Product: heparan sulfate 2-O-sulfotransferase pipe
Exons: 5
Coding region: 49-1140 (363 amino acids)
Cellular component (GO): membrane
Molecular function (GO): sulfotransferase activity
Source: RefSeq, a predicted model, not a curated record